AUGGCCGGCCUGGGCGCAAACCACUUUCAACGGGACAUUUUGCCAUCUGCACAUUUCGUACAAUCAAGUUUCUAUUCUUCUCCCACCACCACAACACUGGCGUUGUCGCACGGGCGGAUCGCCCCCACUGACAACAGUCUCUACGCGCCUAAUGCCACCUUCAAUGUUGCAGGGCCGGGCAACCUCAGUCUGGGAAGCAGCCCUUUCUUCUACUGGAACACGAAAGCCGACGGGACUGGGAAUAUUUUUGGUCAAGGUUCCAACAUUUUCCCGAACCAGACCACCAAUCUGACCCUCUUCGCCAUCUGGGGUGUGACGACGGGACUAACUAACAGUGGUGUGACGACAAAUUUCAACUUCUUCUACGAUCCGAGCCUCGGCGGCGCGGGAGGCAUCGAACCUGUGCGCAUUAAUCAACUGCUUGCGGCCGGUACCGGCCGCAAGCCAGUCAUUGAAAAUGAUUUCGACUGGUUACAGGCGCAGUUCGCUGGUGUCGACAUGACGAAGGCCCAGCCCUUUCCGAUCCCCGUCCAGGUGACGGCCGUAGUCCUAAGCGGUUACAGCGCGAGCUGGGGCUGGCCGUUGUCCAUGAACGCAGGCAAAAACCCGGCUACACUCUUGCGCUGCAUGGCUAUCACGGAAGUGUCCGAGACAUUCAUGUUGGCGCAGGACAAGGGCUGGGGCUUCUCCAACGGCGUCUGCGACGAGGAGAGCUGCGGCGAGGCUCUCUCGCUCUUCCUGGCCGUGCGGUUCCAGCUCUCGCAGGGCCUGGGCACGACCUGGUUCAUGAACCGCAUGCCGUCGACCUGGCUCAACACCUCGCUUCCGGCAAGCAACCCAGCCUCGACGGAAUUCGACGCAAACACGGGCACGCACUACGGCUCGCGGCAGGACUACGUCGGCAGCGUCAAGCCGUGGACUGGCAACGGCCCGGCCACCGGCUGCUGCAUGGCCUUUCUCUAUUACCUGUUCCACCAGCUCCAGUUCACCUCGAUCCCGCAAAUCAUCGCUGCUGCGCCGGGCGUGGAUUCCAGCAACAACGGCCCUUGCAGCAACAACGUGAUUGGUGGCUCUUGCCUCGAAGGCUCAACUUCCCGUAUUGCACUCCUGGCACCAGGUGUCAUCAUCAAAUGUCCACGAUUCUCUUGGUGGCAUUCUAAGGCAGCGGUGGAUAAAUGGUUCGUUCGGGACAUGAAGCGGAGUUUUGAGGUGGAAGAACGACUUCUGCAAAUCCUAGGACUACAUCCAAGAAUAAUAGAGUUCAAGGGCGUCUCAGAUGACCCAUUUGGAUUGUUAUUUACUGAAGCAAGUGAUGGAAAUCUACAAAACUACAUUGACCAGCACCAUGCUAGCAUCGAUAUGUCACUACGAUUCAAAUGGCGCACGCAAGCCGCGGAGGCGAUCCAAUUCAUUUAUCAAAAAGGUGUGAUACACUCUGAUCUUCGACCUGAGAACUUUUUGUUGCACACUGUGGCCGGAAACGAGGUCGAUCUUCUGCUCUGUGACUUUGGGGGGGUCAACAAAUGGAGAAAUUGA
This is a messenger RNA of Penicillium alfredii, 1536 nucleotides long. RefSeq lists its product as uncharacterized. The record is from RefSeq and is a predicted model, not a curated record. Gene Ontology annotation, biological process: mitotic DNA damage checkpoint signaling; protein phosphorylation. The transcript is spliced from 4 exons. Gene Ontology annotation, molecular function: ATP binding; protein serine/threonine kinase activity. Bases 1 to 1536 code for a protein of 511 amino acids. NCBI's taxonomy places the organism in Eukaryota, Fungi, Ascomycota, Eurotiomycetes, Eurotiales, Aspergillaceae. Gene Ontology annotation, cellular component: cytoplasm; nucleus.